This is a messenger RNA of Quercus lobata, 1182 nucleotides long. RefSeq names its product G-type lectin S-receptor-like serine/threonine-protein kinase CES101. The coding region runs from base 1 to 1182 and encodes 393 amino acids. The record is from RefSeq and is a predicted model, not a curated record. The transcript has a single exon. NCBI's taxonomy places the organism in Eukaryota, Viridiplantae, Streptophyta, Magnoliopsida, Fagales, Fagaceae.
AUGGCAAGCAUAGCACGAAAAUUUAUCUUCAAUUUUUUAUGUCUGCUACUCUUCCUAGGUCUAUCUUCUUCUCAGCAGCAAAACACAUUAGUGCAACGACAAGAGCUCAAAGAUGGAGAUGAAUUAGUUUCAGCUGAUGGAAAGUUUAGAUUAGGAUUCUUCAACCUUACAGGUAACAAUUCUUACUUAGGAAUAUGGUACGAUGGUGACUCCCUCACGAAUGUAGUGUGGGUUGCCAAUCCAAAUGCUCCUCUGUUUGGCAAUUCUGUAAGUCUUAGUAUUGAUGACUAUGGGAGUUUGAAAAUUUCAUACAGCAAACUGGGUCCUCCUAUUUCACUAAAUCCAGGCCAAGAACCCAGUAAUUGUAGUGCCGUUCUACUUGAUACUGGUAACUUUGUACUACAUGAGCUGAAUUCAGAUGGAACUGUGAAGAGGGAAUUGUGGCAAAGCUUUGACUAUCCCACUGAUGCACUUCUGCCAGGAAUGAAACUGGGAUUCAACAAAAAAAGUGGACAAACUUGGUCUCUAAAAUCAUGGAGAAGUGAUGUGGUACCUGACGUAGGGGCCUUUACUUUUGGCAUGAACGUGGACUCUAUACCUGGAAAUGAGUUCAACAUCAUGCAGCACGAGGACGAGUAUUGGACAGGUGGGUUUUCGCAAGAUGAGGGUUACCAGCACAAGCCAAUAAAUGGUUUCACUUUACAAGAUCAAAGAGGUUCCUCUUACGCCUUUUCAAAGGUAAGGAAUGAGAAUGAAACAUACUUCAACUAUUCGGCAAAUAAAGACAUCAAAACGUUCCCACGGUUAAGGAUAGAUUACAUGGGAAAGCUUUAUGUAGGUGAAAGGUUGCUUGUUCAAUGUAGUUUUCCUUCCCUUGUUUCAGAUGAUCAAGGAUGUGUGAAGAAAAAGCUUCCGAAGUGCAGGAGCCAUGAUAUUACAUUUGCUGAACGUUCAGGUUACUUUGUGGAUACCGAUGGAUACGAGUUUCAUGCGGAUGACAACCUGACCCAUGUGGAUUGUGAAGACAAAUGCUUGCCAAUUUGUUCUUGUGUUGCCUUUGAGCCUUCAAAGGAAGAUGGCACCGGCUGUAAGGUUUGGACCACCAUGCCAAAUUUUGAAACGGCUUUGAAUGCACCGAAAGUAUACUUCCUCGAAUACAAAGGUAAGACUAAUUCAUGCUGA